UUUCUAGGAAGUGCAAACCAUUGCUCUUGAUUUUCGUCUUGUUUCUGACUGAAACUGCUGCUGCUGGGCGGUUGAUCGUCUGCGCAGGCGUCCGCAUUCCUCAGCUGUGAUUGAAAACGACUGGGAUUAGUUUCACUGAAACUCGCUCGGACAUUAGCUUGGUUUAUGCUAUAUUUCUUAACUUAACAGCAGCAGCAGCUCAGGGAAACUGGCGAGAAGCAGCUGACAAAUACGCAGACGGGCUGGGAGGUUUAUUUAUCUGCUGUCCCGGACACUGACAGAGAGGGUAAGGGCGGAUACUGACGAGGGACCUCUCCGUGGAAAAAAAAAAAGAAAGAAAAAAAGUUGGAAAUGUUGGUAGAUCUGGAUCCAGAACCAGAGACCAGAAUGGAGGGAGGAGGCCAGGUCGGGCCCACGUCAAUCCGAGGCCAUGGCCAGCUCUCCCGGCUUCGCAGCUCCUCCCUGGAAAUCAGGGAAAAAGGGUCCGAAAUCCUCAGGGAACAGCUGGAUGCUGCAAAGAAUGAACUGAAACUAAAGGACAAGGAGUGCGAGCGUCUGUCGCAAGUUAGGAAUCAACUGGAGCAGGAGCUAGAGGAGCUGACAGCCAGUCUGUUUGAGGAGGCUCACAAGAUGGUGCGUGAUGCUAACGUGAAACAAGCAGCUUCAGAGAAACAGCUCAAGGAGGCUCAGGGGAAGAUUGAUGUUCUGCAAGCAGAAGUGACAGCACUCAAGACUCUGGUGUUGACGUCCACACCUUCUUCACCAAAUCGCCAGCUGCAUCCACAGCUGCAGUCUUCAGGUACCAGGGGAUCGUACAAAUCGCACGUACGGAACAAGAGCGCCAGCGGUGCAUUUCCACUCUCACCUGCAAAAAAAGAAGUUUCCAUUCAGCCUGUGUCCAAAGAGGACCGAGAGCCUGCUGCUCCUGCCCUCCUCUCUCUGAUCUUCUGUCUGAUACCUGGCCAGUCUGUCAGUAUGACCUAUGACCCUCAAUGGCAAAAACAGAUAGAGGGGAUGGGCACUGAUGGCAGACAGAUGGACUCCAUUUUGUUUGCUGAGUUUUUGAUGUGGAAGGAACACCCGAGCCUUGACCGCUCCUCCGCCUUCCUGAGUCGUAUUUACAGAGAAGACAUCGGGCCCUGCCUCUCCUUCACGAGAUCAGAGCUGUCCCACCUGGUCCAGAGCGCAGUGGAGAACAACUCUCUGACCAUUGAGCCUGUCGCCAUGUCGGCAGUACCGAUGGUUAAAGCCUCAGCUAUAGAGUGUGGAGGUCCUAAUGGCUUUAGGGCUGCAGUAGAGACAAAAUGUGCAUUAAGUGGCCUGUCACGGCUUUGCAAACAUCGCAUUAAACUUGGCGACAAAGAGAGCUACUAUUACAUCUCACCUUCCAGCCGAGCACGGAUCACGGCUGUCUGCAAUUUCUUCACUUAUAUCCGCUACAUCCAGCAGGGCCUGGUGAGACAUGAUGCGGAGCAGAUGUUCUGGGAAAUCAUGCGUCUUCGUAGAGAGAUGAAUGUGGCCAAAUUAGGUUUCUACCUCACUGACCAGGGCUAGGACGGUACCUGGAACACUCAACAAGAGAGCAUAGCAGUUACAGCCUUGGGUAACUGUGGCAACGCACAUGUCUUUGAUCAGGUUGAACAGUGCUGCAGCAAAGGUCACCGACAAGGGAAGAAAAACAUGUUUGUCACUUUUGGAAAUGCAAUAAAACAAUUAGAAUCAAACCAGCACUCCAGGAAUGACAUUAAAGUCCAUGUUUUUAAAAAAAAAAAAAAAAAAAAAAAAAAGGAAGGGAAAAAAAAGAUGAUAUUAUUCCCAGACAUGUCGGAGAAGUUUUUUCUGUUGCACCACAUUCCUGGAAAAUAACUGUUGUCCCCAAGAAAGUGUGGAGAAACUUCUUACUGAAUCACCCACGGAAUACAAAAUUUCUCAUAUUUAUACAAUAGACUGUGUGUCCUGAUUCAGGCAUUAGCCUGCAAAAUAAUGAGCACAAUCUUAACCUCAAGUAUUACAAAUAUGUGGUGUAAUAGUUUUAUUGUUUCCACACAGCAAUGAUUCAGCUUGUUUUCUUUGUACUUUCAGUUAUCAGCUCAGACACCACAGCCCAGACCUUCAUUCUGAGCAUGGCCUUAAUUUUGUUGGUACACUUCCUGCUCUGCCUUGUACAAAGACUUAACUUAGUCACCUUCAGCUUCUCGUUAGCCCUGUACCUAAAAAUCAGAUGUAUCGUUAAUUAUUACCCACCCAUGCUCAGAGUAGGGAGAGCUUUACAGUGCCAGGUGAAAAAAGCUUUUAAGAUGUGAUUGAGUUUUGCACAUCUGUAGUUAACAGUAUGAACAUAAAGUAAAAGCCAUAAUUGACUUUGCAUGAAUGCAGAAAAUAGCCAUAGUGUAUAUAGGUUGUAUCUCAUAUUAUAGAUUUAUUGUUACUGACUUUUUUAAAAAACAGAAAUCUUUUAAAGGUAACAAUGAAGUAUAGUGUGUCAGAACGUGCAAUAACUGCUUCUUAGCCUUAUGCAGGGCUUUGAGGUUCCUGACCUCAGUGUACUCAUAAUCAACUGUGUAAAAGCUGCAUUAAACACGAGGCAUUGUAUACCAGCUGUCA
This is a messenger RNA of Haplochromis burtoni (Burton's mouthbrooder), 2604 nucleotides long. RefSeq names its product RAB3A interacting protein (rabin3)-like 1 (gene rab3il1). Gene Ontology annotation, cellular component: Golgi to plasma membrane transport vesicle. The record is from RefSeq and is a predicted model, not a curated record. The transcript is spliced from 12 exons. The coding region runs from base 352 to 1554 and encodes 400 amino acids. NCBI's taxonomy places the organism in Eukaryota, Metazoa, Chordata, Actinopteri, Cichliformes, Cichlidae. Gene Ontology annotation, molecular function: guanyl-nucleotide exchange factor activity. Gene Ontology annotation, biological process: exocytosis.